AUGGGUGUCGGCACGCUCUCCCUCUUCUACCCCGUAUUCCUGCCCAUGAGCGCGGCGGCUGUGGCCUACGCUGGCCACCGCGCCAUGCAGGUCGACUGGUCGAUAGUGGUGCAUCAGUUCCUCACUGGCCCUGGCCGUACGAGUCGUAUCCUGCUGUUGAUCUUCAUCAUCCUUAACUGGAAGAGUUUACCGCUGGCCUGGACGGUCCGCGUUUUCCACACUUUCCUUUACCACCUCUUCCGUCGUCCCAAGUCCCUCCCGCAACGUGCCCUCUUCCACUACAGUAUCGCUUCCUCGCGCACAUCCCUGCUCGAAACAGACUAUAACAUUCACAAGUCCAACAGCACCUACUUCGCGGACCUAGACGUUGGCCGUUCCCAUCACGUCACUCAUUUGCUUGGUCCCGCGAUCCCCAUCAUUGCCAACAAUGAGAAAAACAAGCUCGUUCUCGAUAAGGAGGGUAAGGUGGUCAAAGGUAGCUUCGGCAUUGGCUUGGGCGCAGUUUUCUGCUCCUUCCGUCGCGAAAUUGCCCCGCUGCAGGGAUACGAGAUGUGGAGCCGCAUUCUGGCGUGGGAUCGCAAGUGGUUGUAUAUUAUCACGCACUUCGUGGUGAAGGGCAAGGUCAAGCCGACGAGCUGGGACGGCAAGAAGGUGGGUCCAACCAGGCCAAAAAUCGUCCGUAGCGAGGACGGGAAGGAGGUCAAGGACGAGGACUGGAGCAAGUACAUUUUUGCGACGGCCAUCUCGAAGUAUGUCUUUAAGCUGGGCAGGUUCACGGUUCACCCGGCGCUGGUGAUUGAAGCGGGCGGUUUCUUGCCGGAAAGGCCUGGUGAAGGAUGGAGGGGCGGUCCUGAGGGGGUUGGUACCCCUGAUGACCUGGGAGAGAUUGAUGAGAAUGGUGAGUGGGAUUGGAGGAGGGUCGAGUAUGAGCGCAGGAAAGGCAUGGAGUUCGCGCAGCACUUUGCUGCGUUGGAUGGCAUCAACGCGCUGUUUGAUGGUGGUGAGGAUGGUGUGGUUGGAAGCUUCCCUGGUCCGCUAGGCCUGUGA
This is a messenger RNA of Thermochaetoides thermophila DSM 1495, 1047 nucleotides long. RefSeq lists its product as uncharacterized. The transcript is spliced from 2 exons. Bases 1 to 1047 code for a protein of 348 amino acids. Lineage: Eukaryota; Fungi; Ascomycota; Sordariomycetes; Sordariales; Chaetomiaceae. The record is from RefSeq and is a predicted model, not a curated record.